Messenger RNA from Diorhabda carinulata, 8484 nucleotides. It is a transcript of the gene nAChRalpha6, whose product is annotated as neuronal acetylcholine receptor subunit alpha-7. Gene Ontology annotation, cellular component: synapse; postsynaptic membrane; neuron projection. The record is from RefSeq and is a predicted model, not a curated record. NCBI's taxonomy places the organism in Eukaryota, Metazoa, Arthropoda, Insecta, Coleoptera, Chrysomelidae. The coding region runs from base 174 to 1772 and encodes 532 amino acids. The transcript is spliced from 11 exons. Gene Ontology annotation, molecular function: acetylcholine-gated monoatomic cation-selective channel activity; transmembrane signaling receptor activity. Gene Ontology annotation, biological process: nervous system process; monoatomic ion transmembrane transport; chemical synaptic transmission.
GGGUGCAAUGCUCAGCUAGUAGUAGAGGAGCGACAGGCCUCCGUAGGCGUGAUCAGAGACGUACGCGGGUUCGGUCCAUCGCUUCAGUCCUUAGCACCUCCUAGGGCAUGACUGCCAAGUCCGGAGGAACAUUAUUUAUUAUCAGUGAGUCAUGAUCAUUCAUUCAAUCUAGAAUGGUGAGGAACGAUCGAAUGUUGUCGACAGUGGUGGUUGUCUUCCUAUUUGUCACCAUGCUGCCAGGUUCAAAACAAGGUCCACAUGAAAAACUACUGCUCACCAAUUUGCUUGCAAACUACAACGUUUUGGAAAGACCCGUUGCCAAUGAGUCGGAACCGUUGGAAGUGAAAUUCGGCCUAACUCUUCAACAAAUCAUUGACGUGGACGAAAAGAAUCAGAUUCUCACGACAAACGCUUGGUUAAAUUUGGAAUGGAAUGACUACAAUCUACGAUGGAACGAAUCUGACUAUGGAGGAGUUAAGGACUUGCGGAUCACCCCAAACAAGCUAUGGAAACCUGACGUUCUCAUGUAUAACAGUGCUGAUGAGGGUUUCGACGGGACUUACCAAACUAAUGUUGUGGUCAAACAUAACGGCAGCUGCUUGUAUGUCCCACCCGGUAUCUUCAAGAGCACAUGCAAGAUAGACAUUACGUGGUUCCCAUUUGAUGAUCAACAUUGUGACAUGAAGUUUGGUAGCUGGACAUAUGAUGGCAACCAGCUCGAUCUGGUUCUUAAUUCUGAAGACGGAGGAGACCUUUCUGAUUUCAUCACAAACGGAGAAUGGUAUUUAAUCGGUAUGCCAGGGAAAAAGAACACAAUAGUAUAUCAGUGCUGCCCGGAACCCUACGUUGACGUGACCUUCACAAUCCAAAUACGACGUCGGACUCUGUACUACUUCUUCAACUUAAUAGUACCUUGUGUGCUGAUUUCAUCCAUGGCUCUUUUGGGUUUCACGCUUCCACCAGAUUCCGGAGAAAAACUAACCUUAGGUGUCACCAUACUUCUUUCAUUGACAGUAUUUCUGAACCUAGUAGCUGAAAAGAUACCAACCACAUCUGAUGCUGUUCCGUUAAUAGGAGUGACCAUCUUACUAUCGUUGACUGUGUUCCUGAACCUCGUGGCUGAAACCUUGCCCCAAGUAUCUGAUGCCAUUCCCUUGUUAGGAACAUAUUUCAACUGUAUCAUGUUUAUGGUCGCAUCCUCUGUGGUUCUCACAGUUGUGGUGCUAAAUUAUCAUCAUCGUACCGCUGACAUACAUGGAAUGCCUCAAUGGAUAAAAUCGGUAUUCCUCCAAUGGCUUCCGUGGAUUUUGGGUAUGAGUCGACCUGGCAAGAAGUUAACCCGUAAGACAAUCCUGAUGAACAGUAGAAUGAAAGAAUUGGAAUUGAAGGAACGUUCUUCGAAAAGUCUUUUGGCGAACGUGCUAGACAUCGAUGAUGAUUUUAGAAAUGUAACUGGUGCUACCAGCGGCAGUGGUAACAAUUCUACUUUAACAACAAAUCUGGGUCCGGGGUUUAUACGGCAUCCUACUACAAUAGAAGAUGCGAAUAUAUCCGGCAGCGGUAGUUUUCAACGAGAUCUCCAGCAUAUUCUUCGAGAAUUGCAAUUCAUUACGAAUAGAAUGAAAAAGGCAGAUGAAGAAGCUGAAGUUAUAAGUGACUGGAAGUUUGCAGCUAUGGUGGUAGACAGAUUUUGCCUCAUAAUAUUUACAAUGUUCACGAUAAUCGCUACAGUAGCCGUACUACUGUCGGCUCCUCACAUCAUUGUUCAGUAGGAUUAGGUGAAGCAAUAGGCGAGAAACUAAGAAAUAUGCCUAAGUGAUAUGGUUUUGAAGAAGCAUCAACAUCAAUAUCAAGUGCGCAAAUGAUGUGAUGGUGAUGCUGUAGUGGUAAAGGCAUAAUUUCAAUAAACAAAUUUUAAAAAUAUCAAGAUAUGGAAAAGAAAGUUUAAAAAUAAAUAUUUUAAAUAAAAUAUAUCGAACAACGCGGGCGCCAGCGUCGAUAGUAGUAGAAGAAAUUUUGAACGUUCACUGUGAUAAAACAGCAAAUCGUGUCGUCAGUUCGGCACAUAAAGCAAUUGUGCAAUGUGCCUCUUCUGUGGAACAUUCACGAGCUGUUUACCAACUAAAAGGCAGGCACCUAUGUGCACGUUUUGCUAAUCGCUGCACCGUACACCGUACUGCUGUGGGGCCGUAAGACACUUCCAACUGUGUCAAACUGUUCGUACUUCUAUUGAAAAUUGUUUGUUUAAGUUUUGUCGUUUCGUUUUCGACGACAAUGAACGGAGUUUGGGCACACUCUCGUGUUCCAUUAUCCAUUCGCUAUAAUAAUACUAAUAAUUCAGUACUAAAACGGUACUUGUUAUCCAGUACUGACGUGCAAGUAGUUAGUUAGUAUAGUAUCAUUAGUUCGAGGUACACACGUGUCUGCCUUUUGUUCGCCCAUUGAUGAUAAUAUAAAAAGGUGUCCAUAACACACAUUAAAUCUAUUGUGAUGAACUUCGCAAAUUAAUAAGUAAAAAUAAAUAUAUGAUAAGUUAUAUAUAUAGAAUAAAUAGUAUAUAAAUAACCUUGACGUGGGUAAAAGUCGUGCGUUUAUAUAUUCGGAGAUGGGACCGGCGGCCGAUAUCGGAUAAGAUUUCCGACGAACCAAGAUUUUGUACUCGUUCGUCGAAUCUAUUUUGUCUCCGUAUCGAUAUCGUAGAACGCCUCUUUUCACUCCGCCGUUUUUUGGACGUCAUGUGCUCCACUUUUAACUUGGCGAGUCUCAAAAUGUCAACCAAAUUUCAUCCAUUCAAAAGGCGGUAUUCAUUUUUCAAAUAAAUCAUGUACGUUUUAUACAUUACAACGUACCUCAUUUAUUUUUGGUACACUCUAACUCGAAAAAAUGAAGCACAAAAAGGGCAAAAUCUAGGAGUUUCAGAGUGGUAAGAGACGAAUCAAGAAGCAUAAAAGUCCAUUCGAUUCGGGAGAACCUCAGGAAACUUUGUAGGCAAAAAUUAUGAAUAAUAAAUGAAUUGCAUUUAAUCAAGGGAAAAAGAGGGAGAGAGAUUCGUUGGAUAGAAUUUGGUGUAAUAAGGAAAAUUUUAAAAUGAGGAGGGUUUGUUGGAGUGAGCCCUGAUAUAGGAAUCGCUCCUCUGCAGGGCCGGGGUUGUGUUUGCUAACUUUUCUGAAGGAGGAAAAGCGAAGAUUUAGAGAGCUUGCAAGUAAAAACUGUUCUUCUCGGUUUGGUUUUUUUUAUUUUUUGAAAAAGUUUUGUUUAUUUUAAAGUAAAAAGGGGAGGACGGGUACAGGUGCGGCUGCGUUAUUUCCUAUCGUCGGCCAUGUGGCUGGAGAACCGGUUCACCAGGUUGCCGCCAGGAAACCGCAGAAAACCUGCAACACCGACGAAAGGGUAAAAUUCAUGCAUCUCGAAUUAAUUUGAAAAAUAUUACCGGAAAUGAGAUCAAUUGUAUUAAUCGGAGGUUUUCGAGGUCGAUGCACACGAAUAUCUCGACGGGACUGACCUGCGAGGUACCUAGUGCCCGGGGUGGAUGGUUCAUUGUGACAUUGGUCAAAUAUACAUUCUGAGGGUUGUGGAGAUCACUGAAUACGAAUAUUACGACGAAAAAGUGUACGCAGUUUCCAUUAUUAAAGAUUGCAAGUAUAACUCUGAGUAACUAGUUCAUUAUCAUUGUUCAUUAUAAAAAUUUAUUUAUUUUUCACAAAAAAAAUAAUAUGUUGUUAAUUUUUUCUGCUUGUUUCUGUUUCGUCGUUUGCAGUUCUCAAUAUAUGUACAAUUAAUGGCUGCACAAUUUGUGCAAUUGACUCUGCAAAAUAUCAUAUUCAUGAUGCUCGGUGGGCCAAACAAUUAUAUCUUUUUUAUGGGACUAAAUGCUGUUCUCUCAGUUCUUAUCUUCAAAUAGUGGGAUUCAUGCCGUAUGGAUUCCCAGAUACCCAUAAAGCCACAUUUGCAAUUUGCAAAUAAACUCUUUUCAAGCUUAUUAAAACGAUAUCUUGCAGGUCAUCAUCGUGAUAUUCGUGUACAGCGACCUUCAAAACCUCUAGGAUAUAUAUAUAUAUAUAUAUAUAUAUAUAUAUAUAUAUAUACUAGGCUAAUUUCCAUGGGGCCUCAGAAAAUGACGUCAUCAGAAAACCUCGUCAUGAUGUUCAUGUUCCGCGACUUCGACAACCACCAUAAUUUUUAUAUAUUCGGCCAAUUUCAUGACGAAUUCCCAUGGGACUGCAAUACAAAACACCAGAUAUCUCGUAGACCUUUUCUGUCGUGAAGUUCGUGUUCAGCGACCUGGUAAAUAUCUAACUAGUAAAAUUGAACUGAUUUGCAGCAAUAUUCACCGAGUUCUAUUUUUUUUUUUUAAUUUUAACCCUUCAAUAUACACUUUUCAAAAUGAAGUUUUCGUAGAAACAAAGUCAAUUUUCAUUUAUUUUUCACGAUUUUUUUUCCUGAGAUUCUCCCGAUUCGAAUGUACUUUGUUACAUCUUGAACUGUCUUACUGAUCUGAAAUUCCCAGGUUUUGUGCUCAAUUUUGUCGACUACUUAGAUAAUUAAGCUUCUACAAACAUUGAAAAUGCUAUUAUUUCAAAAUCUCCGCAUACCAAGAAGCGUUAACCAUACUAGGAAUAUUGUGGAAUUACGUACUAUUUUUAUAUUAUCUCUUCCCGAAGAAACCGUGAGAUAUAGUCUAGAUUUCAACAUUAGUAGAUUAUGUUAUACGUUAUCUACAAGUUCUUUCAUAAUUUUCAUUCUCAAAUUUAUCAGUCUGUAACGUUAAGUAGCCUCUCGCCAAGUACAUGACGUCCUAUCACUUUUAUAUCAUGUAUUUAUACUGAUUUAUAUUAAAAAAAAAAUAAAACUUCGAACUUUUCAUUACCAAGAGAACUUACAAGUAUGAUAGAAACGAAAAAAUCUAAACCUGCAAUUAUAACAAUAAUGUUAUUUAAUUAAAUAUGUAUUAAUUAACGAUAGAGUUUAAUACGAUUUUAAUAAAAAAAACAUAUUCUUUGGGCAUUUUUUCUAAUAGAGAUUGUAGGAUAGCUUUUUUAAAUUGUAUCCAACUCACAAUCUAAUUGAAUAUUCGUAAAUUCAACCAACAAAUGAAUUCAAUGAAUUUUAUAUUAGAAUAAAUGAAUUUAAAAAAAAAACAUAAUAAUAAAAAUUUUAAUAUGAUAUACAGUGGAACUCAUAUUUCUACAAAAAGUAGCGAAGAAAAUAAAAAUUUGGGUAUAUAAGGGGUAAUCAUCCAAUCUUAUUACAAAUAAUCUUAAAGACAUUGGGCUUGUUUUAAAAAAUAUUCACCAGUACCUCAGCUGGUGGUCAUAAAUUGACGUCACACUAUGACUUGUUCCGACCAACGCCAGACCCGUAUUGGGUUAAUGCAAGUUAACGAAUCUAGACGUACCACUCCCCGAUAAAGUUGUACGUUCCCUCUCAAAACACUUCUAUACUCGAUUUACUGAGUAUAGAAAUCCUUUUGAUUCUGAGUAUAAAAUAGCUGCGACAUUCGCCUAUCCAUCCGCCCAUCCAAGUCAACUUUCAAUUCCUAUAUUUGUUGGAUUCAGGGGCCGUAUCAAUGAUACGGGACUUCCGGGCUACAGAGGCCCCUAACGUGUGUAAACAAAAAUUAGUGAAAUGUUAUCCCCAAUGUCACUUAAACUCGUGUUUCCCGGGAAAAAACUGUCUUACGUGCCUAUAGAGUUUUCACUUCAGAAAUGACAAAAGUCAAAAAAGCAAUCUCUUUUUAAGCACUGCUAAUCCAAGUAUGUUACUCUUGUAAAUACUUUUAACACGCUAAGCCUCCUCAAUGUUAAAUGCCGUACACAAACUAUAGAUUUUUCUUAGGGCUUGUCACAUUUUUUCUUUACUUUUUGAAAUCAUUAAUCCUGUUUCUGAAGCUUUACAGCAUGAAAAUAAUGACUUACAGAAAGCUAUUAUUUUAUUAAGUAAUCUUUUGAAUAGACUUAGCGAAAUAAGAAAUCAAAAUCCAUUCAAUGGUUUGUUAAAUGAGUCCAGAGAUUUAGCAAAAGAGUGGAAAGUAACAACUGUUUUUAAAAAUAAAAGACGAAAGAUAACGAAGCGUUUUUUUAAUGAGUUAUCACAAGAUGAGAGAAUUUCAGACCCGGAAUUAUAUCUCAAAGUCAAUGUAUACUAUUGAUGUUUAGAUAUAUUAAUUUCUCAAACUAAACAAAGAUUUGAGAGCCUUUGUGACUUGAGUAAUAUAUUCGAAGUAUUACAACCGGAGAAACUCCUAUCUUCUCAAACUCAAACGAAAUAUUAAAAAAUGCUUCCGGAAAACUGUCGGCUAAAUACAGUAAAGACAUCUCAGUUAAUCUUAAUGAACAAUUAAUAGCUCUGAAAAAAUGGGAAAAUCUGAAAUUCAAAAAAUUUAUUCCAUCAAGGAACUAAUGGAAUUAGUUUUCCAGAGGUAGUAACCGCAUACAUUCUAUUCUUGACACUUAAUAAAUACAAGUACUAAAAAAUUACCUAAGGACUUCGAUGAGGCAGCUAUAGAUGAUUUAAUAAAUCAAUUUGCCGAAAAAAGGCAAGAAAAGUGUACAUUUAAUUUGAAUUGUUUGGCUAGCUCAAUUUCUUAAUAACUUAUAAUCAAUACAUAUUUAUAUACAUAAAACCACCUUGGAACUUGACAAAUUAAAGAAUGACAAUAUUUUCUGGUUCGAAGAAGUACUUAUUAUCUCAGGUAAUGUGUCCACCUCUGGUAAAAAUAUUUUUUUAUGAUGAAAGUGGUGAAAUGUUUAUUCGGUUUGUGCAUGGUCAACAUUGUUUAGUGGAAUGGUUUCAGCCCUGGAAAAAAAUGAGUCCAGUGCUACAGCUGUUGAACUUACACUCAUUACAAAUGCUAAAGGAGGAAAAGGAGAAAAUGUCCACUUAGAGCAUUUCACAGAAGAGACAAUGUACAAGGUUUGGUUAUUAAAUAACUUUAUUUUUAAUAAGACAAAUAUAAUUUCAACGGUCAUAUAAUAUGCCAUUAGAUAAUUUAGCGUGCAAUAUUCAAGUUAAAUAAACAUGUAUAAGCAAAGCAUAGUUUUUAAAUAGCUUUUUUAUGGUCCAUAUAACUCGUUUUCUUUUUCGAGAGGUUGUUAAGUUAUCCUAGAUAGACAGACAGAGUAGACUACAAUUGUUACGGUAGCGUUACAGACAGGCCAUGAAGUUUUGAAAUUUCAGCGUUACGUAAUUUAUGAACAGUCCCAUAUUUUUUCAUACUUGAUGCUUUCUUAUCCUUGUUCUGCCUUUAAUUCUAGUUUAUCAGGUGAUUCAGUUGAAAUUCGACACCGACCAACUUUUGUUUGUACAUUGUGAAUACAGUGAAUUUAUAAGUAAAUCCAAGAGUUACAAAUAUACAUUUACAGUUACACGAUUUAUUUAUUUAGGAAAUACGUAAGGGAGAUUUGAUACCCGGAUCAUAUCAUCCUUUAACAGAUAUCUACUCUCCCAAGACCAAAUCAAAUGUUUAAAAGGAAAUUACAACCGAAACAUAACCUAAAAACACAGCGUAAAUGAAGAAGUUUAAUAAAACUGAAAAUUCCGCAACCAAUGUUACCAACGGAACAAAAUAUAAGAGCGGUAAAUUCAAUUUGGGAUCUUGUGUCCCUGGCAAUCAAGUAUCCCCGCUUUUCCUCAGAUCAUUAUAAUAAAUUCCUAUAUAAAAAAUAUAAAAUAUAAUAAAUGACUAUUCGAUAUAUGCAUUGUCAUAAAAAAUCCGUUUUAAUGGGUAAAAUUUCAUAGAAAGUUUCUUAUUAAACAAAAUUUUUGGUAAAUCGAUUUAAUUCUGUUUCAAAAUGUUAUCAUAGUAAUCAUUAUAUUGGAAAUAAAAUUUAUUAAUUACAAUUUUUGAUUUACUUGACAAUAAAUUGUGAGAAUUUAACUAUGUAAGAAUAUAAAUAAAAGUAUGUGAUGUAUACUGUACAAUUUAGAAAAGCAACCCUCUAUUAUAAUAAGCUAUGAGUUAAAUAUAUACUAUUAUGUUCGCCAAAAUUUUUGUUCAGCUAUUUCAUAAAUGAUAAUGUUAGCUAAAGUUGAAGCUUUUUCUAAUGAGUUCAGUAUAUCUUGAAUAAGAGGGACAAUCGAAUGAAGCGACCAACUAGUCUAGACUCCCUUGUCCAACAUAGUAUAAUAUAUUGCAGAUUGCAGAGAUGUGUACCCGAUAUUAGAAAAAUACCUAAUGUUAUUCUGUACCUUGGCUUCAUUCUUUUAAAAUAAAGUUAUAUGCUCAACUAACUUGCGUUUCUUUCACCAAAAUGUUGAAGAAAUAAAUAUCAUUUUGUUGUUCAGAAACAUCUAUAUCAUACCUACAUAUAUGCUAUUAUGGUGUUAUAUUGACAAAUGACUGCAAAUGUCAUGUUUUAUAUAUUUGUAUAUCACUUAAGUUACAAUCGUUAACAUAUGAAAAAGAUAUAUUUAUGUGUCAUAUCAUUCAGAGUUUCAAAAUGUAGAAUGUAUGAUUGCAAAUAAACAGUUUUUCCAUGUAACAAA